CGGAAACAAGAUACUCCCCAAUAGAAAAAGCCGCUUUGGCGCUAGUGAGCGCGGCACAGAAGUUACGCCCAUACUUCCAAGCUCACCAAAUCACCGUCCUGACCAACCUCCCCCUAAAAAAGAUCCUAAUUUCAAUGGAAGUAUCUGGGCGGAUGGUCAAAUGGGCGGUCGAGCUGUCAGAGUACGACAUCCGGUACGCUCCAAGACCGGCGAUAAAGGCGCAAAUCCUGGCAGAUUUUAUCGCAGAGGGGGUGACCCUCGAAACAACACCAGAAGGAGUGUGGGAAGUUUACGUGGAUGGCGCGGCGAGCAAACAUGGCGCCGGCGCAGGAGUCGUUGUACGCACCCCUUCGGGCGUUGUGCACAAAAUAACAAUCCGAUUCAGAACUCUGAAGACGAAUAACGCAACCGAGUACGAAGCCAUCCUAGCAGGAAUGACGGCCGCCAACGACUUGGGCGCUAGAACAAUCAGGGUGCUCUCCGAUUCAUCACUAGCAGUGAACCAACUGAAUUGAGCCUUCGACGCCAAAGAAGACGCGCUCGUGCAUUACAUGGAGCGUGUCAAACAACGGGCAAAUACCUUCGAGGCGGUGACAUACGUGCAAAUAACCAGAGAAGAAAUAUGCACACCGAUGCGCUAUCAAAGUUAGCCACGGCCACCGACUUCGAGUCAACGCGCCUGGUGUCGGUGCAGAAAGAGGAAAAAGACGCCUGCCAAUAAGCCGUGGUCAACACC
Linum trigynum is the source of this 736-nucleotide messenger RNA. The record is from the annotation of a GenBank genome assembly. Lineage: Eukaryota; Viridiplantae; Streptophyta; Magnoliopsida; Malpighiales; Linaceae.